Stegostoma tigrinum is the source of this 3482-nucleotide messenger RNA. It is a transcript of the gene rap1gds1, whose product is annotated as RAP1, GTP-GDP dissociation stimulator 1. The coding region runs from base 80 to 1633 and encodes 517 amino acids. Gene Ontology annotation, biological process: positive regulation of GTPase activity. The record is from RefSeq and is a predicted model, not a curated record. Gene Ontology annotation, molecular function: guanyl-nucleotide exchange factor activity; protein binding. Gene Ontology annotation, cellular component: cytosol. NCBI's taxonomy places the organism in Eukaryota, Metazoa, Chordata, Chondrichthyes, Orectolobiformes, Stegostomatidae. The transcript is spliced from 13 exons.
GAGAGAGAGAGAGAGGGGGGGGGGAGGGGGCGGUCGGCGAGAGACGACUACAAUAAGCGUUUGAGGGAUCGCCGACGCUAUGGAUAAUCUAAAUGAUGCCAUCCAAAAACUGAAGUUGACUGCUGCUGAUGGCACAUCAGAUAAUGUGGAGGGAUGCCUUGACUGCUUGCUCCAAGCCUUGGCUCAAAACAAUGCGGAAACUAGCUUAAAGGUCCAAGAGAGUGGAAUCCUUCAAGUUUUCCCUCGUUUUUUGUCUCCACAUUGUUCCUGCGCAGCAAAAGUAGCAAACAUCAUAGCAGAAAUAGCCAAAAAUGAAUUCAUGCGAAACUCAUGUGUGGACACAGCAUUGAUUCCACCUUUGGUUCAGCUGUUGAACAACAGAGAUCAAGAAGUGCUCCUUCAAACAGGACGUGCCCUCGGGAACAUUUGCUAUGAUAGCCAUGAGGGCAGGAAUGCAGUUGACCUAUCUGGUGGCGCACAGAUAGUAGUUGACCACUUACAGACACUAUGCAGUAAUAUUGAUGCGGCCAAUCAGAAGCUCUUGACUGUCUUUUGUGGCUUCCUGUUGAACUAUAGCAAUGAUAAUGAUGCCUUGCAGGCCCAGCUGAUAAAUAUGGGAGUCAUUCCUACUUUGGUUCAGUUAUUGGGAAUACAUUCAGAGCAUACAGCCCUGACAGAAAUGUGCUUGGUUGCAUUUGGUAACCUAGCAGAGAUAGAGUCUAGCAAAGAGCAGUUCGCAUCAACUAAGAUUGCAGAUGAACUUGUAAAACUGUUCAAAAAACAAACAGAACACGAGAAGAAAGAAAUGAUUUUUGAAGUUUUGGCUCCACUGGCAGAACAUGAUGUCAUCAAACUACAAUUGGUUGAUGCAGGAUUAGUAGACUGUCUCUUGCAGCUUGUCCAAGAGACUGUGGACAGUAAUAAAGAUGAUGAUAUCUCUGAGCUUAAAACAGCUUCUGAUCUCAUGGUGCUGCUGCUUUUGGGUGAUGAAUCUAUGCAGAAGCUGUUUGAUGCUGGUAAAGGAAGUGUCUUUCAAAAGGUGCUGUCAUGGCUUCCUUCAAAUAACCAUCAAUUACAACUUGCUGGAGCACUGGCCAUUGCAAACUUCGCACGAAAUGAUGGAAACUGUAUCCACAUGGUCGAAAUUGGAAUUGUGCAGAAGCUUUUAGACUUACUGGAUAGGCAUGUAGAAGAGGGGAAUGUGACAGUACAACAUGCUGCACUUAGUGCUCUUCGCAAUCUGGCAAUUCCUGUAUUAAAUAAAGCUAAGAUGCUGUCAGCAGGAGUUGCAGAGCAAGUCCUGAAGUUCCUCAAGUCGGAGAUGCCACCCGUUCAGUUCAAACUACUUGGAACAUUACGCAUGUUAAUUGAUGCACAAGCUGAAGCAGCAGAUAAGUUGGGAAAGAACAUCAAACUGGUGGAACGUUUGGUAGAAUGGUGUGAUGCAAAGGAUCAUGCUGGCGUCAUGGGUGAAUCAAACAGGCUGCUAUCGGCACUAAUCCGACACAGCAAAUCAAAGACCCACCAUCCCAGGAACCAGUCUGGCGAACCUUCAUUGCAGUCAUCCUCUGGCAGUUGUAUCUUUCCUGAGGUAAGGACCAAAACUGUAAAUACUACUUCAGGUUCGGUCUGACCAAGCUCAUGUGUAACUUCAACAAGAUUUCAUUAGUCCUGCCUGUUCACUAACAUUCUCUUACAAUAAAGCCUGACAUUCCAUUUGCCUUAAUAGCUUGCUGUACCUACAUGCUAUCCUUCAGUGAUUUUUGAACAAGAGCACCCGAAUCCUUUUUGCACAUUACACUUUCCAGGCUCUCUCCUUUUUACAAAAUACUCAGUACAUCUGUUCUUUCUACCAAAGUGGGUAACUUCACAUUUUCACGUUAUAUUCCAUCUGCCAUGUUCCUGUCCAAAUCUUGAAAAUAUUGUACAUCUUCACAGUACAUAUUCUGCUUGGUUUUAUAUCACUUGCAAAUUUAGAAAUAUUACAUUUGGCCCUCACAUCCAGUCGUUGUGAAUAACUGGGCUCCUUGGUCUACCCUACUAGUCAAAGCUUGUCAAACAUGCAAAUGAUCCAUUUAUUCCUACUUUGUUCUGUCUGUUAGUUAAUGCUUUAUCAGUGCCAAUGUAUUACCUCCUAUACCCGUGUGCUUUUAACCAACCUACCUUGUCAGAAGCCCUAUGAAAGUCUGAGUGUACUACAUUCAUUGAAUCACUUUGAUCAACUUUGUUACUAACGUCCUCAAAAGACACUAAAAUGCUGGAUGAUGGAGAUCUGAAAUAAAAACAAGGUGCUGCAGAAACUUAGGUUUUAUUUUCCUCUCUUGUUUCUUUCUUAAAUAAUGUUGUGACAUUUUGCAAGCUUCUAAUGUGCAGGGCUCAGGCCAGAAUCUAAAGAACUUGAAAAGAUCAUGAUUGUAUCAACUAUCUCCAUAGUCACCAACUUUUAAUACCCUGGGAUGUAGCUAUUAGAUCCCUGGGACCAGGAACGUUCUGCCCCUUCUUUCUUUAUUAUUGCUAACUUUAUUGAAAUCCUCAUUUUCUCUAGUCACUUGGAAAUAUCAUUCUGGGAAAUUUCAUCUAUCUUCCUUAGCAAAAGCAGUAAUCCUAAGUUAUUGUGAAUUGUGAUUUAGCAUCUAUAACGAAUAAAUUCAAGUGUGAUAGAAUUUUUGAGUGGAAUCUGUGCUUAACAGUACAGAAGUUGCUACUUUGACAGUUUUAUGCCCUCAUUAAAAUGAAUUAACUUUGCUGAAAAAGACACUUUGAAGUUUUCCAUCUUCUACUCAUCAGAAUAAUUGCAUGAAUGCUAAACUUCAUACAGUUAGAACAAAUUAUGCUGCAGGAGAAAUGGCAUUGCCUUGGUGAAAACACCUAUUAACAAUAGACUUCCCAAGAAUAAUCCCAUCUGGCAGGCAUUUGUUUUGUGGUUUGCAAGAAGCAUGUUGUUGUUUGUCUACUAUUAGUUAUGAUUCUGCAGUUGGACAGCAUUUGCUGAACAACCUUGAGCGCACCAAUUUUGCCAGUGACCAAUUUUAAGGAUUUUAACUAUUUUAUGCCAUCUCAACCUGGCUCAUUUAUGCUUGCUACAAGCUGCACCAUUCAGUAUACAAGGAUACGUACUCUAAACAAAAGAACAUGUUAAUGUUUUACACCUUUAUUGAUGGUCUUUUCUGAAAGUGAAUUCAGAUACCUAUGCCCUGCCUUCAUGUUAGUGUACAAAUGCAAUAGAGCCAUUCAAAUUCCGUGAUAUAAGGACAUUAAAGGGUUCCCUUUCUCUUUGUUCCACCUCGUUCUCUUGAAAAUUGAGUGAGUUAAAAGAACUUUGUUACCUUAAAAGGUUUCUAUGCUCUUUGGUACCAAUUUAAAGCCAAUAAAUACAUAAAUGUUAAUCAGUCACUUGACCUCACCAGUAGUAUGGAUAUUUUUUGAUUUAUGGAUAUUCAAACUCAUUGCUGUUUAAAAAUACUAACUGCUAUCUUCCUGUC